AGAAGAUAUUCCCACAUAUCAACUCAACCAUAUCAUUCGCAACCGACUAACAACUCAAGCCCAUAAAAAAUAAAACUUUGAUUUUUCAUCGGAACUCUCAUCAUGAAUCGAGGCUGCUACAACUGUGGUGGAGGUGGUCAUUUGGCCGCCGCAUGCCCCAAAUCAGGAACCCCGAGUUGCUACAACUGUGGUGGUGAAGGUCACAUUUCAAAAGAUUGUUCUAAUCCUACCGCCCCGAAAAGCUGCUACACUUGCGGCGACUCAGGUCACAUAAGUCGAGACUGUUCACAACAAAAGACGAACUGUUUCAAAUGUGGAGAGGAAGGCCAUUACUCUCGUGAUUGUCCCCAAGCCGGAGGAGGAGGAGACCAAGGCUACCAAUCGUAUUCGGGUGGACGCGGACGAGGCGGCGGCGGCGGCGGCUCACGAAACUGCUACACUUGUGGAGGCGUAGGCCACUUAUCUAGAGACUGUGUCGGAGACCAGAAGUGCUUCAAUUGCGGCGAGGUGGGCCAUGUGAGCAGAGACUGCUCGCGUCCUCAGGCUAAGAACUGUUACGCUUGUGGCCAAUCGGGUCACAUCAGUAAAGAUUGCUCAAUCCCUGUGUCUUAGAUAAAUCCUCAUAAUCCGAUUUUUCUCAGACUCAUGCAUCAGAAAAAAGACCCCGUUUUGAUUGAGAUUCCUGGUUGUUCCUUAUCACCUUCUGCUGAAUUCACCCCAAAUAUGUAUCCUUGAGCUAUAUAUAAUGAUCCAGUCUUCCCAAACAAACUAAAAAAGUGAACCAACUAAAAAAUGGGAGAGAGACAGUGGUUAUUAUGUUACAUGUAUCUCUCCUCUAAUUUCCCUUUUUGUUCUUUCAAUGACUUGGAAGGAUCAAACUAACCCAGCUGGAUUUUACACACUCUCUUGUGUUUCUUUAUAUAUAUAUUUUUCACUGCUUAGCUCUUGGAGUGAAAAUGAGUACUGUUAAAUGCCAUUGGAGAAUGAUGGGUA
Messenger RNA from Puccinia graminis f. sp. tritici CRL 75-36-700-3, 993 nucleotides. RefSeq lists its product as uncharacterized. The record is from RefSeq and is a predicted model, not a curated record. NCBI's taxonomy places the organism in Eukaryota, Fungi, Basidiomycota, Pucciniomycetes, Pucciniales, Pucciniaceae. The transcript is spliced from 8 exons. Bases 103 to 612 code for a protein of 169 amino acids. Gene Ontology annotation, biological process: positive regulation of cytoplasmic translation. Gene Ontology annotation, cellular component: cytoplasm. Gene Ontology annotation, molecular function: zinc ion binding; single-stranded RNA binding; mRNA binding.